AAAUCAUCUUCCAUUAACAAUGACUGCUAGAGAUGAACUGGCGGCAAUAGUUUAAUGGAAUCAUUCAAGAAAACCGUCCUUUAUCUCCUCCUAAACAAAUUUUUUUAGUGUAAUUUUUCCUUCACCAAUAGAACCCUAACUACCUCCACUUAACUCACUGUCACUGGUCACUACUACCAUCUGCCAUUUAUCUCACAGUUCCUCACUCACCAACCAGAAGAAGGGGGCAAAAGAUAGAGAAAAAAAGGAAAAAAAAAAUAAAAUAAAGAAAAAGAAAACUACAUGCCCAGUUUGAUUAGCAUCCGUUUUCUGGCUUUAGAUUGAAAGGGUAGAUGCUGAUAAUUGAUGGGCUGCAUUUCUUGAUUUUUCUUGCUUUUGUGGGAUUUACAGAAAUGGGCUGUGGGGUAGCUUGGUGAAGAAAAAAGGUGGAACAAGGCCAUAAUUGUUGCAGCAGUUUUUUGGUUUUGUGUUCUUAUCUUGGAUAAUUUUUGUCGGUAUAUAAAAUUAGCCGUAUCGCAGGUAAAUUGCUCACACGGAGAAAAAAUAUGAAUAGGAGAUAAGAAAGAGAAAGUACCCAGAAAACAUAGAAGUGAACUUCAGUUCUGCCAAGGCACGUGUUGUGUCAUCCACUGCUUAGAUUAUCGCCCGCCUGGAUUCGAUUUUGCAAGGAUUUGAAGAGUUGGAAGAGAGUUGACCGAAAUGAGGAACAAAGAUUUGAAUGGCUAUUUUAUGGCCUUAACUUUUGUGGGUGUUGUGCUUUUGGGGAAAGCAGAAAUAUACAUUGUGAGACUUGAAGGAGAGCCUGUGGUGAGCUAUAAAGGUGGCGUUAACGGGUUUGAAGCCACUGCAGUUGAUUCUGAUUCUGAUCAAAAGAUCGAUUUCGCCAGUGACAUGGUCAUAUCCUAUGCCCGCCAUCUAGAAAAGAGGCACGAUAUGCUUCUUGGCAUGCUUUUCGACAAAGGGACCUACAAAAAACUCUAUAGCUACAAACACCUAAUCAAUGGGUUUGCAGUUCACACUUCGCCUGAUCAGGUGGCAGAGGUACUCAGACGAGCACCAGGCGUAAAGUCAGUGGAAAGAGACUGGAAAGUGAGAAGGCUUACAACACACACACCACAGUUUUUGGGCCUUCCGACUGGCGUGUGGCCCACCAGAGGUGGAGAGGAUCGGGCUGGAGAGGAUGUCGUGAUAGGUUUUGUGGAUUCGGGAAUAGAUCCUCAGCACCCAAGCUUCGCAGCACACCAAAGUGUAUAUGGGCCUCUCUUUAAGUACAGAGGCAAAUGCGAGGUGGAGCCAAGGACGAAGAAUGAAUUUUGUAACGGGAAGAUUAUUGGAGCCCAGCAUUUUGCUGAGGCUGCUAAAGCUUCUGGUGAAUUUAAUCAGGAUGUCGAUUUUGAUUCUCCUCUAGACGGUGAUGGGCAUGGAAGUCAUACAGCAGCUAUUGCAGCUGGUAACAACGGGAUACCAGUGAGAAUGCAAGGAUAUGAAUUCGGACGAGCAAGUGGAAUGGCGCCUCGUGCUAGGAUUGCUGUAUACAAGGCACUCUACAGAUUGUUCGGAGGAUUUGUUGCAGAUGUGGUUGCCGCCAUUGAUCAGGCAGUUCAUGAUGGUGUCGAUAUCCUAAACCUUUCGGUGGGGCCCAACAGUCCCCCAACUAAUACGAAGAUCACGUACCUAAACUCUUUCGACAUAACCCUUCUUUCGGCUGUGCAAGCUGGAGUAUUUGUAGCUCAGGCAGCUGGGAAUGGAGGCCCUUCACCUAAGACUAUGGUGUCUUACAGCCCGUGGAUAACAACUGUAGCUGCUGCAGUUGAUGAUCGACGAUAUAAAAAGCACUUGACUUUGGGAAACGGAAAAAUUUUAGCUGGACUUGGUUUGUCGCCUUCAACUCCUGUGAACACAACAUUUCCCUUGGUUGCUGCUACUGAUGUCUUAUUGGAUCCUUCUGGAAAUAAAUAUGCCUCUGCCGACUGCCAAAACCCUUCGGUUCUCAACAAAAACUUGGUGCAGGGGAAAAUCCUUCUUUGUGGUUACUCUUUUAAUUUUGUCUCUGGAACUGCCUCAAUAAAAAAAGUAGCCGAGACUGCUAAAAGCCUCGGUGCAGUUGGCUUUGUCCUUGCUGUCGAAAGUGCUUCUCCCGGAACAAAAUACGAUCCCAUCCCCACUUCUAUUUCUGGGAUUCUCCUCUCAGACCCUAUUAAAUCAUCGAUGCUUAUAGACUAUUACAAGAGCUCUACAGUUAGAGAUUGGAGCGGAAGGGUAAAGAGCUUUAAAGCAAUGGGAAAAAUUGAGGACGGUCGAAUGCCACGUUUCUAUAAGUCUGCACCACAAGUAGCUGUCUUCUCGGCCCGCGGGCCCAAUAUCCAAGAUUACAGUUAUACUGAUGCGGAUCUCUUGAAACCGGACAUUUUAGCCCCUGGCUCUCUAAUUUGGGCUGCUUGGUCUCCCAACGGCACAGACGAAGCGAAUUUUGUCGCAGGAGAAAGAUUUGCCAUGAUAUCGGGCACGAGCAUGGCAGCGCCCCAUAUAGCCGGAAUAGCUGCACUUGUGAAGCAAAAGUACCCUCACUGGAGUGCAGCUGCAAUUAAGUCGGCCCUUAUGACAACGGCCACAACAAUCGAUCGAGCUGAGAGACCACUUCAGGCACAACAGUACUCGGGCUCUGAGUCGAUAUCUUUCGUCCCUGCAACGCCUCUUGAUUAUGGGAGUGGGCACGUGACUCCUAGAGCAGCUCUUGAUCCGGGACUCGUUUUGGAUGCAGGUUACGAAGACUACAUGGGUUUCCUCUGCACCACGCCAGGCGUCAACCGAGACGAGAUUCGAAACCACACACUUACACCUUGCAACUAUACCCUCGGCCACCCCUCAAACUUCAACUCCCCUUCAAUCACAGUUGCUCACCUUGUUGGGACCCGCACAGUCAAGCGAAUUGUGACCAAUGUCUAUUCAGAAGAAGAAACUUACGUGAUCACAGCUCGAAUGGCUCCAGCCAUAGCCAUCGAAACCAAUCCUCCGGCCAUGACCCUUAGGCCAGGAAGCUCUCGAGAAUUCACUGUCACACUCACCACACGAUCCAUAACCGGAGCCUACAGCUUUGGCGAGGUCUUGCUGAAAGGCAGCCGAGGCCAUAAGAAAGGAUGCGUUAAGGUGGGUUUGGGGAGGAAUGUAAAGUAUUUGAAGUUUAGUGUGUUGAGGAGGGAAGAUUUGUGGUUUGGUUUCUUCCAAAUCUCUUAA
Molecule: messenger RNA, 3234 nt
Organism: Striga asiatica
Lineage: Eukaryota; Viridiplantae; Streptophyta; Magnoliopsida; Lamiales; Orobanchaceae
Source: the annotation of a GenBank genome assembly